Durusdinium trenchii is the source of this 930-nucleotide messenger RNA. The record is from the annotation of a GenBank genome assembly. NCBI's taxonomy places the organism in Eukaryota, Dinophyceae, Suessiales, Symbiodiniaceae.
AUGUCAAAGAGGGUUGAUUUCACCCCGCAGGAGAGACGUGAGAACCUUCGUGGUUCCAACCCUGUGGAUGUGUUGCCCGAUUUGGGUCCCAUCCCGAGGGAUCCUGAUGAGAGGAGAUUUUUCUACGCUCAAGCUGAGUCAGCUGUCUACAGGGACGGUAAAGGAGCUUGUUAUCAACAGAGUGGCAACAUGAGUUGCGAUCACGACGUGUCUUACAAAGCGCAUCAAAAACUCGGCGUCUCGAUGGAGAAGGUCAAUGGACACACCAACUGUUCAUAUGGGAAGGCCAAUAUUAAUUCAGGUAUUGGAGAUGCGUUCGACAUAGAGCUUGACAGGAAAUCGGGCAUGCAUGUGGAGUCAGACCGGUCGCGGCAAAGCCGCUUGAGUAUUGCGGCCGACGCUCGCAAGGGCAAUUCAAGCGCUGAAAUUUUUGCUUCCGGCGCCUUGCAAGCUAAGCUGAGACUUGGGGAAGUAGGCAACACUGGAUUGCAUUAUAAGCAGGUACGGACCAGCAGAACCCCACUUGUGGGCCUGGGGCAGGACCUCAAAAGUGUCAACGCCAAUUUUAGUCCUGACACCGGGUUUGCAAACAUGUACUUGUCGGAUGAUAGUGAGUACCAAAGCGUGAAAAGAAUGCCAUCAAGAUCAAAAAUCUCAGUCUAUGCUGAAAGCAACUCUCUGCGUCACUCACCGCAGGAUCACGUCCGGUUCCUCAUUAAGAACAAGGUGCCACUGGCAAUACGGGGCGAGAAAAGGUAUUGGCCAUAUAAGAAGACGGGUGCGACCAAGAAGAAACAGGUUCGCAAGCACGACCUAAAGCGAAACAACAAGGCCCUUGGCAAGGCAGCAGAAAGGAGAACCAAGAGACGCAGGCUGAACUCCUCCAGCAAGGCGACAGCUGGCAACCGUGCACGGCCACUCAAGGACUGA